This is a messenger RNA of Spodoptera frugiperda (fall armyworm), 2438 nucleotides long. Its product is annotated as calpain-A-like. Lineage: Eukaryota; Metazoa; Arthropoda; Insecta; Lepidoptera; Noctuidae. Gene Ontology annotation, biological process: proteolysis. Gene Ontology annotation, molecular function: calcium-dependent cysteine-type endopeptidase activity. Gene Ontology annotation, cellular component: cytoplasm. The coding region runs from base 182 to 1981 and encodes 599 amino acids. The record is from RefSeq and is a predicted model, not a curated record. The transcript has 13 exons.
UGCAUGACUUCAUUUUCAUUCGGAUUUGAUCGACUACCUAUCAUUCGGAUUUGAGAAACUAAUACGGUCCAAAGAAAGAGCCGGUUCAAUGGUCGCAACCUUACCUAUUACUGCUGUAAAGUUUUUAUUUCAUUCGUAGUUUCAUCGUGAGUUCUUUAGUUCAUUUAAAACUUAUUGAAAAAUGGCUACAAAAGUCUCGAAACAGAAAACAAAAUCCAUAGAAGAACCAGAAAUGAUUAUCAAAAAGGUUGAAGUAGUAAAGCGAAGUAAUGCACUGACUAACAAAAAUAUGAUUUUCUCCAAAGAAGCGAUUGGGUCUCCUAAAGUUACAUUGACGAAUGUACACAGCAAGAAAGUGACGCCAGUGAAGAGGCUCUCGACUGUAGACCACCAUAAGGAGUACAGGCUGAGGAUGCCCGUCAGUUACAAUGGCAGCAAAAUGUUCAUGCCCACUGGUGAACAACUGUUCUGGCUCGGCGAGACCCGUCCAUCAAACUCUGGUCCGGCUACGUACCAGGACUUCAAGGAGAUCAGGGCUCGUUGCUACUCCGAGGGCAGACUGUUCGAGGACCCGGAGUUCCCAGCCAAUGACUGCAGUUUCAAGAAGAAACUGGAUGGACCAAUCACUUGGCUGCGACCUAAGGAGAUCUGCGAUGACCCGCAACUGUUCGUGGAGGGCUACAGCCGGUUCGACGUCCAACAGGGAGAACUCGGCGACUGCUGGCUGCUCGCUGCCGUCGCCAACCUCACGCUGCAUAGGAAAUUGUUCUUCCAAGUGGUGCCAGAUGACCAGAGCUUCGACGAGGAGUACGCUGGAGUCUUCCAUUUCCGUUUCUGGCAGUACGGUCGUUGGGUGGACGUGGUGAUAGACGACCGGCUCCCCACUUACAGCGGCAAACUCGUCUGCCUUCACUCCUCGGAGCAGAGCGAGUUCUGGAGUGCCCUGCUGGAGAAGGCAUAUGCUAAAUUGCACGGUUCCUACGAAGCUCUGAAGGAAGGUUCGUCAUGCGAUGCUAUGGAGGACUUCACCGGAGGAGUGACGGAGGUGUACGAUAUAACGAAGUUGCCUCCCAACUUCUACACCAUAUUGCUUAAAGCGUACGAGAGGAACUCGCUCUGCGGAUGCAGUAUUAAUCCAGACCCCAACAUCUUGGAAGCGGAGACCCCAGUCGGCCUCAUCCGGGGUCACGCAUACUCUAUAACCAAGGUGAAGUACGUAGACAUUGAGACCCUCGGCCGCAACGAGAAGAUACCACUACUGCGGAUACGGAACCCAUGGGGAAAUGAAACCGAGUGGAAUGGACCCUGGAGCGAUAAGUCACCAGAAUGGCGAUCCAUUCCGAAGUCUGAGAAGGAAGAGAUGGGACUCACAUUCGAUGCUGAUGGAGAGUUCUGGAUGUCUUUCAAGGACUUCGUCACCCAUUUCUCGAGCGUGGAGAUCUGUCACCUGAACCCUGACUCCUUGGACCCCGAGGAAUGUCCCGAGGGUUGCACCAAGAAGUGGGAGAUGUCCGUCUUCGAGGGAGAGUGGGUUAGAGGCGUGACGGCGGGAGGCUGCUGGCGGAACCUGGAGACGUUCUCCAAGAACCCUCAGUACACCGUCACACUGCAGGACGUCGACGAGGAGGACGAGGAGGACAAGUGCACUAUAAUCGUGACUCUGAUGCAGAAGAACCGUCGUUCCCAAGGGUUGCAGAACCUGUAUAUAGGGUUCGCCGUGUACCGCCUGCCAAACCACGGCGACGUGCCUAAACCGCUCAAUGUCAACUUCUUCAAGCACAACCGCUCCGUCGCACGCCAGCAAUUCAUUGAUCAGCGUCAAGUUAGCGCUAGGUUCAAGUUGGACCCGGGCAGCUACGUGAUAAUACCAUGCAGCUUGAACCCUGAUGAGGAAGGAGAAUUCCUGCUUCGAGUCUUCUCCGAGAAGUCUAACAACAUGGCAUACGUUCAAGGGGAGGACACAAUCUCCGUCGAAAAAUGACUAAAUCGCUCAGCCUCCGCAAAAGACGUUGAAAAUAUGCUUACUAUGCUUAUAUACUUAAAAAAUAAGGUCUAUAAUCAAACACGGUAGUGUUUAGUUUUGUGCGAUUAAUUAAGAAAGCUUAAAAAUCUAUUUAGUCCGUCAACUAUAGGACAAGUAUUGGGUUUGAAAAAAAUUCUUUUUAAUUUUUUUAAAUGUAAGUACCUAGAUGAUUUAAAAUAUCACGUGACGACAUGACGCGAUAUUUCAAAUCGAUAUACCUUCGAAAGUAUUUGUUUCUGUAAGAAAAUAAAAAAUACGUGUUUAAUAUACCUAUUAGAAUAAUCUACAAGACGGAAAUAAAAAUAAAAAUCAGGAAUCUACCCUAUUAUACAUAUUAUGUUGGAAUGUAAACAUAAUACAUGUUGCAUGCAUUUCUUUAUUUUAUAAGGAUUAGAAAUAAAAACAUUUAUUCGUA